UGGCAGAGGGGGGUGGAGGACACUGAGUGGAGGCCAGUGGAGGGAUUGGCAGAGGGGGGGGGGGGGGGGGGGGAGGACACUGAGUGGAGGCCAGUGGAGGGAUUGGCAGAGGGGGGUGGUGGAGACAGAGCGGAUGGACUGAAGCGGGGAUAGCCUGUGGCGAGGCAGGCCAGUGAGGAGGGAGUUGCAGUAGUUGAGUCGUGAUAUGAUGAGGGAGUGGAUGAGCUGUUUAGUGGUUUCUGGGGUUAGGAACGUGCGGAUUUUGGCGAUGUUGCGGAGGUGGAGUCUGCAUGUUGCGGAGGUGGAGUCUGCAUGUUGCGGAGGCGGAGUCU
Staurois parvus is the source of this 332-nucleotide messenger RNA. The record is from the annotation of a GenBank genome assembly. NCBI's taxonomy places the organism in Eukaryota, Metazoa, Chordata, Amphibia, Anura, Ranidae.